This is a messenger RNA of Impatiens glandulifera, 3703 nucleotides long. RefSeq names its product protein SPA1-RELATED 2-like. Gene Ontology annotation, molecular function: protein binding. Lineage: Eukaryota; Viridiplantae; Streptophyta; Magnoliopsida; Ericales; Balsaminaceae. The coding region runs from base 291 to 3149 and encodes 952 amino acids. The record is from RefSeq and is a predicted model, not a curated record. The transcript has 8 exons. Gene Ontology annotation, biological process: photomorphogenesis.
UCAUCUGUAUAUACUCCAAUUUAAUUUCAUUUUCAUGUAAUCUUUUCAUUGCAGAUAUUUCCAAUUCAGGGAAGACUAAGAUGCUUUGGUUAAUCAGGGGUUUUCUUCAAUUUUAGGGUUUCCCUUUAACAUAUGGUUCAGAGAAUACUCUUAUCAGCUAUUGGGUUUUCCUUUUCUACGCGCAAGACCUCAUCAGGGUAUUGAUUUCUUUAAAAGGUGUCCGAAAUUGAGGUUUUUUUUGUUGAUAAUCAAAUGGGUUCAUCUGCAAUCAUGUUGGUUCUCAUGAUUGAAUGAAUUUGAUAGAUAGUAUGGGUGAAAGAGUAGGUCAAGAUUUGGGAGGGUUUGAUACUGUCAAUGGUAGACACUUUGAAGGCAAAAGGGGGGGAGUAGCCAUUGGCUCUGAAGGAGAACGUUAUGGGAGGAGGAUAUCAGAUGCAGUUAUUAGCUCAUCUGAGAAGAAUCCAUAUUCUGGUAUGGGUUCCAUGGAUGAAUCUGGUCUUAUGGUGGAGGAGCUAACUGUCAAAAAAUACGAUGGUCAGAACAUUUCGAUAGUUGGUACCUCCAAGAGUAUUGAUGUGAAUCAAUCUAGGCAAAUUCACAAGAGUAAUGUGAAUAAUAAAGGGGUUUUAAAUGUCUGGGAGGAUCCAAGUUACUCAGCAUUCUCAGACUACUUGAAUAAAAAACCUUUGGCUGAUCAAAACAAUGAGUUUGCAGAGCAGUUACCGAAUGAUAAAAAUGUUUCAACUGAUUUAACGAUGACCCCCGGCGGUAUCAAGACCAAAAUAUUAUCGAAAUCAGGGUUUUCUGAAUUCUUUAUGAGAGGUACUCUCAAGGGGAAGGGGGUCAUAUGCAAAGGUCUUGCACGUGAAGAUAUGCCUGAAGUCAGGGACCCAGUUACUGCAAACACGACGAAUCUUGAUCUUAAUGAUGAUACUAGUUUAAGGGUUUGGUUGAAAGGUGGUCAUUACAAGGACAAGAAAAUGGAGAGCCUAUACAUAUUCAGGCAGAUAGUAGAAUUCGUUGAUCGAUCACAUUCACGUGGAGUUUUUGUUCCAGAUUUACGGCCAUCUUGCUUCAAGUUAUUGCCAGGAAAGCAAGUCGUAUAUCUUGGAUAUCAAAAUGGUAAAAGGCCAAUUGAACAGGUCACAAAUUCUUCAGUUAGUCAACGGGAAAAGAGACAAAAGCAAGGUGUGAAUUUGAACCCUGUUGUUAGAAACUGGGCACAGUUUUCCUCGAGGUCCGAGGCAAAGUCUACGUUUUUGAGUAAUAAUUCUGUGAGAAUUGCCCCACAAGAUUCUGUAAAUCCAUUCAUGGGAAAUAAAGAUUUCAGAAGGGACAAUUCCAGUUCUCCCAUCCCUCUUGAGUUAUGCUCUUCAGAAUCCAUGUCCUCUAGUCCUGAUGAACAAAAGUGGUAUGCUAGCCCUGAGGAACUUAAAGGAAGGGACUGCACAUUUUCCUCAAAUAUAUAUGCCUUGGGAGUUCUUCUGUUUGAGUUGAUUGGAUCUUUUGCUUCUGAAAGGGCUUGUGCUGCUGCAAUGUUAGAUCUGCGUCAUAGGAUUCUUCCUCCAAAUUUCUUGGCAGAAAGCCCCAAAGAAGCUGGAUUCUGUCUUUGGCUUCUUCAUCCAGAGGCUUCAUCACGCCCAGCAGCCAGGGAUGUGGUACAAUCUGAUUUCUUGAGAGGAAUUCAAGAAUUACAAAAAGAGGAGCAGUCCUUAUCUUUUGAACAAGACGAUGCUAAUUCUGAGCUAUUACUGCAUUUUCUCCUCGCCAUGAAAGAACAGAAGAAGAAAGAUGCCUCGAAGUUAGUGCAAGAUAUUCAGUUCUUGGAGGCUGAUAUUGGUGAGAUUGCAAAUCGUCAACCAAAGAAGACGUUUUCAGAAAGAGAUCUUAACUCUUUUCCUAAUGAUCUUUCAAAUUUAGAAGCACAUCCUAUAUUACAAAAUCUAAUUGGAAAUGACUCCAGGUUGAUGAAGAAUAUGAGUAAUUUAGAAGGUGCCUAUUUUGCCAUGAGACCCGAUAUUAAAAAUCAUUCUAACACUGAUGUGACAGACCAAGCACAUAGGGAUUUGCUUACAAGUCGAGACAACUGGUUUAGGGAGCAAAAACAUGAUGGAAGAAGUAAUAUAGAUGGUGUUGGGUCUUUCUUUGAUGGAUUUUACAAAUACGCACGAUAUAGUAAAUUUGAAGUCCGCGGUGUCUUAAGGAAUGGCGAGUUCAAUAAUUCUUCUAAUGUUAUAUGCUCUUUGGGGUUUGAUCGGGAUCAAGAGUAUUUUGCCUCUGCUGGAGUAUCCAAGAAGAUUAAAGUAUACGAGUUUGAUAGACUCAUUAAUGAUACUGUUGAUAUUCAUUUUCCACUAGCUGAAAUGCCGAAUAAAUCAAAGGUUAGCUGCAUCUGUUGGAAUGGCUAUAUCAGGAACUAUCUAGCUUCAUCUGACUAUGAUGGCACAGUUAAGCUUUGGGAUGCUGGAACUGGGCAGGAGUUUUCGCAACUCAUUGAGCAUGAUAAAAGGGCCUGGUCAGUGGAUUUUUGUCAUGUGGAUCCUACAAAAUUUGCAAGUGGAAGUGACGAUUGUUCUGUGAAAAUAUGGAAUAUCAAUGAAAAGAAGAGUACAGACACAAUCAAGAACAUUGCGAAUGUCUGCUGUGUUCAGUUCUCUCCUCACUCUAGUCAUUUGCUUGCUUUUGGCUCUGCUGACUACAAAAUCUACUGUUACGACCUUCGUAAUGUUUCAUCACCAUGGUGCAUAUUAACUGGUCACGAUAAAGCUGUUAGCUAUGUUAAGUUUUUGGACGCAGAAACCCUUGUUUCUGCCUCCACUGACAACACACUCAAGCUGUGGGAUUUGAAUAAGUCCAGUUCUUGCACCCUAAGCCUUAGAGGUCACACUAAUGAAAAGAAUUUUGUGGGUUUAUCUGUUAAUGAUGGGUUCAUAGCUUGCGGAUCAGAAACUAAUGAGGUGUGUGCUUACUAUAAAUCUCUACCAAUGCCAAUCACGGCUCACAAAUUCGGGUCCAUUGAUCCCAUUUCUGGUCGAGAAAUAGACGAUGAUAAUGGCCAGUUUGUUUCGAGUGUUUGUUGGAAAAAGAAUUCAGAUAUGAUGAUCGCUGCAAAUUCCUCCGGAUGCAUCAAGCUGUUGCAAAUGGUCUAACAAAUGCUGCUCCUUUCUUCUCUUUGGUUAAUGAAACCUAUGAUGAGGCUCUUGUUGGCCAUAUGUAUGUAUAUAACUGCCAAGAACUUACUUCUCUUUCGCAAGACAGUUACAAUUUGAUCAAUGCAUCUGAUGGAAAUUCAGUAAUUUUGGUAGUUGAAUGUUGAGUAAAAAAUAUAUCCAAAUGAAGGCAUAGUUGGGAAACUGUGAAAUGGAUCCUGUUCUAUUGAGGCUUCUGCCAAAUGGAGGCAAAUGCUCGAGAAUUGAAUUUGAAUAUCUACAGUCUUAUGAGCACGAAACAGCUGCAAUUUCAACUUUUUUUUUCUUUGAGGGGAAUACACGAUUACGACUUACUUAAGUGUUGUUUUUAUACGAUCUUUCGGAUGAUUGUAAUAUAAGAGUGUUUCAAAGAAUUUCAGUAUUACAAAUAUGUUUCUGCAUUUUAGUAGUAGUGGGGAUGUUAAAGGAGGUAUACAAUGUUUGUAUAGUUAGUUCAUCUGUAAAGAAAAAUCACAUUUAUUUUUAUCUGUCUUUGUAAAUUAAUAUUGUCUCAA